CUCAUCAUCUCCGUUCAGAUCUGUCGAUUCCAUCACCCGACAUCAACGACUCCUCCACACGGUGCCUACACCGCACAGCCUGCGUUGCCCCUGCUUCGCUGCCUUCGCCUUCACUUCGCUGCCUUCACUCUUCACCAUCGCUGUGUUUAUUUUUCUCCGGAUUUUCAGUUUGUGUUUUCAUUCCAACAUAAAACUGCCAAAUCUCUAGCAGAUUUGAAAUCCUGGUUCAUGGCAGAUUUGAGCCGGAGUAGUGACGGCGGCGGUGGUGGCGGCUCUGAAGUUGACACCUGUAGCGGUCAGAGGAUGGUGGUGACGACGGCGGCGGAUGACGAUACUGGUGUGGGAGGCAUCGACAGGCGGUGGCAAGGGCUGUGGCAAGCGGCCGCGGGUGGGAACAUUGUCGAGGGUGGCUGAACUGCUCGUAUGAAAUUCAGGGUUUUGUUAAAUUGUAAUUGUACAUUUUUAAUUUUUAAUUAAAAAAAAACUGAAUGAGGGGCAUUUUUGUACAAACAAGUGGAUUUUAAGUCCUACAUAACAUACAUUUCUUUCUUGGUCCUAUUUGUGCACUCUAAACUUCUUUUAGUCCUAAACGGGUCAUUAACUCAAAUAUAUAUUCAUAGAGCAUAGUAAUAUACUCCCUCCGUCCCGCUAUGAUUGUCCCAUUUUACUAUUUUGGUCCGUCCCACAAAGAUUGUCUCAUACCUUAUUUGGUAAAGUUUGUGUGGUUCUAAAUCAUUCCUACUUUAUUCUUACUUUAUCAAUUCAAUAUCAACCACAUAAACCCACUUUUAUUAAUAAUUGUGUCACCUUCUCUUGUCCCAAACUUAGGGGGACGGAGGUAGUAAUAAAAUUGCACAUUAACUAGGAUGGCUUAUAGUAAAAAAAGCUAGGAUGGCGUGACAUAAUGUAAUAUAUAUGAGCCAUGCCUUUCAAUUUUAAACACCAUUAAAAUCACAGUCGGCUUCCAUAAAUACUCUGUAUUGCGCAAUACUUCUGUCCCAAUUUGAAUAUCUUAUUCACUAUUCCGCGAUCACUCCAACCCUAUUCUAACCUCUAGAUUGAUGUAUCAAAUAUUUAUCAUAUUCAAAUUUGGUUUAUGCAAUCUAAUAGAACAUUCGGUGUAGUUUCGAAAUAUGUAAAUAUUUUUUUUGUCACGGGAGGUACACCUAAGUCGGUAGUCGGUGGGGCAAACGCCGGGAACAUUUGCCAGCUUUAUAAGAAACAUAUGUAAACAAUAUUAAGUAUUAGUAUUUGAAUAAUAUUUGAAGAUUUUAAAUUUUAACUUCUACUCCCUCCGUAUUUAAAAGUUCCAUACACUUUCCUUUUUAGGAUGCAUUUAAAAGCUCUCUACACUUUCCCUUUUUGAUAAGUUUUUCCUUUAAAAAUACUCAAUUACCCUUACUUUUUCUACUUUUUAUCCUCUUUUUCCUACUUUUUCACCUCCUCUCCUACUUUUUCUAUGCUAUUCAUUACCCCCACUAUUCUACCUUAAAUCAUGUGUCAUAACCAAACGUAGCGAUCUUUUAAAUACAGAGGGAGUAUUUAAAAUAGGACAUUUUAGUAAAUUUAUAUAUGACCCAUCCCCUUCCCUCACCUACAAAUUUAUUUUAUUAUAAGUAAAAUUAUUUUAUUACUUUUAUGUUUAAUUAUUAAAGGUGAAGUUUUUUAUUUUUAAGCUUUCAUCUUCUGAUAUAGUGCUACGUAAUUCAAAUAUGAGUGUGUUUGGUUGGAUGUAAAAAGUGAUUACUUGUAUGUGAAGUGGAG
Cuscuta epithymum is the source of this 1764-nucleotide messenger RNA. Lineage: Eukaryota; Viridiplantae; Streptophyta; Magnoliopsida; Solanales; Convolvulaceae. The record is from the annotation of a GenBank genome assembly.